This is a messenger RNA of Vigna umbellata (rice bean), 2419 nucleotides long. The record is from RefSeq and is a predicted model, not a curated record. Lineage: Eukaryota; Viridiplantae; Streptophyta; Magnoliopsida; Fabales; Fabaceae.
CAAAAGGCUUAUCACAGUAUUAUAAGAAUGAGCAGAUAGGUAGCAUGGUAUUGAGUGAACAUAAUUUAGUGAAACUUGAGUUUCUCAUAAAUAUACCUUCUAUUUAUUACCUCUAUUUCCAAACCAUGCAUUUUUUGCUUUACAAUUUCCAUCUUUUUAUUUAUGCUUUGCUUUUCAUAGGCUCUGUUUUAGAAUUGGAAUCCGCAUCGUCUACACCAUCGCAGCUUCAGUUGGAAGCAAACGCUAUAAUCAAUAGUGGAUGGUGGAAUUUGUCGCACUCAGAUUCAAAUCAUAUCUGUUCAUGGAUUGGUAUACAUUGCAAUGAUGCUGGAAGUGUAACUCGUAUCACAUAUAUGUAUCAUGAAGGGCCUAUUCAAUUGGCAACACUAAACCUCUCUGCUUUCAAGAACUUGGAACAUCUUGAGGUCGUCGAAUCUAGUCUAAACGGGACUAUUCCAUAUGAAAUUGGAAAUCUUUCAAAACUCACUUAUCUUGAUUUAUCCCACAAUUCUUUUCAAGAUAAAAUACCUCCAUCACUAGGAAAUCUUUCAAAACUCACUUAUCUUGAUUUAUCCCACAAUUCUCUUCAAGGUAAAAUACCUCCAUCACUAGGAAAUCUUUCAGAACUCACUGAUCUUGAUUUAUCCCACAAUUCUCUUCAAGGUCAAAUACCUUCAUCACUUGGAAAUCUUUCAAAACUCACUUAUCUUGAUUUAUCCCACAAUUCUUUUCAAGAUAAAAUACCUCCAUCACUAGGAAAUCUUUCAAAACUCACUUAUCUUGAUUUAUCCCACAAUUCUCUUCAAGGUAAAAUACCUCCAUCACUAGGAAAUCUUUCAGAACUCACUGAUCUUGAUUUAUCCCACAAUUCUCUUCAAGGUCAAAUACCUUCAUCACUAGGAUUUCUAACCAAUCUAUUGACCCUAAUAAUCUCUAACAACAAAAUCAAUGGAACCUUUCCCAUUUCACUUUCAAACAUCAUGCACCUUCAAAAUAUUGACAUUUCACACAAUCUACUAACCGGUUCCCUUGAACCUUUCUUAGUUGGACAUUUUCCAUUCUUGUAUGGUCUGGAUCUAAGCUACAAUUGUCUUUCCGGAGCGAUUCCUAUGCCUCUUGAUAGUAUCUAUGACAUGAACCUUUCCUUCAAUAAUUUGAGUGGUCCUAUUCCAAGUGGUGUAAAUCCAUAUGCGCUAAUUGGGAACAAGGAUGUAUGCAGCACCAAUACAAAUAUACAAAUGGAAUACCAAUUUCAGCCUUGUUCAGUCAACCAGAAGAAACGAAGGCAGCUGGUCAUAAUUCUUUCCAUCACCAUAUUUCUAAUCAUGGCCUUCUUACUACUUUUAUAUCUGAGGUACAGCCGCAUUGCAAUCAAGAAAAAACAAGCAAAGAUAACUGAAACAUCUAAGAAUGGGGACAUGUUCUGCAUAUGGAACUACGACGGAAGCAUAGCCUACGAAGACAUCAUUACAGUAACUGAAGACUUUGAUCUUAAAUAUUGUAUCGGAACAGGUGCGUAUGGAAGUGUCUACAAGGCUCAAUUACCAAGUGGAAAGAUUGUUGCGGUGAAGAAACUCCAUGGCUUUGAAUCAGAGGUCCCCACUUUUGAUGAGAGUUUCAGAAACGAAGCCAAAGUAUUAUCGGAAAUAAAGCACCGACAUAUAGUCAAGCUCCAUGGAUUCUGCUUGCACAAAAGAAUAAUGUUUUUGAUUUAUGAGUACAUGGAGAAAGGAAGCUUGCUUUCUGUGUUGCUUUAUGACAUGGAAGCAAUAGAAUUUGACUGGAAAAAGAGGGUUAACACAGUGAAAGGAACUGCACAUGCUCUCUCAUAUCUCCAUCAUGAUUGUGUCCCUCCAAUAGUGCAUAGAGACAUAUCAGCAAGCAACGUCUUGCUUAACUCCAAGUGGGAGCCCAUUGUUUCCGACUUUGGCACUGCCCGAUUUCUAAACUUUGAUUCAUCCAAUCGAACUAUAGUUGCUGGAACCAUUGGAUACAUAGCACCUGAGCUUGCGUAUACAAUGGUUGUGAAUGAAAAGUGUGAUGUGUAUAGCUUCGGAGUGGUGGCAUUGGAGACUUUGAUGGGAAAACAUCCUAAGGAAAUACUCUUAUCACUUCAAUCAACUUCUACUCACGAUGACAUCAAAUUAUGUGAAAUAUUGGAUCAACGCCUCCCACACCCAACAUUUUCAAUUUUACAAGACAUAGUUGUUGUUGCCAUUGUGACUCUUGCAUGCUUAAAUCCCAACCCUUGCUCUCGUCCAACAAUGAAACACAUCUCUCAAUGUUUCCUUAGUCAGUUCACACCACUAAGCAUUCCUUUACAUCAUAUUUCGUUGCAACAACUCAUGAGUCAAGAACUCAGACACUCCUUGAAAUUGUGAACUAUCUGAAAUUGUUGAGCAAAAUUUUAGAUUGUAAC